Messenger RNA from Ilex paraguariensis (yerba mate), 1945 nucleotides. The record is from the annotation of a GenBank genome assembly. NCBI's taxonomy places the organism in Eukaryota, Viridiplantae, Streptophyta, Magnoliopsida, Aquifoliales, Aquifoliaceae.
GAGCCCCAUGCCUAACUAUGGCCACCCACCAACCCCAAGGGACGGCACAAACACCUGCAACAAAAAACCUGAAAAACACACAGAAUUAGAUACAUCCACUAUAUAAAGACAUACACAGUUUCUUACACAGUUCUCUUUUCUGGGGUUGAAUGGGAGAAGCGGAGUCCCACGUGUUUCUCGUUUUUCUUCAUCACAAAACAACCCCAUAUGUGUGUGUUUCAAUCUGAUUCUUUACCCAGAACCCAAAGGAUCCCAUAUACCUAUAUUCUCAAAGCAGCACUCAUCGUAUCCUCGUCAAGAAAUCGAAUCUAAUUCUGAUUUUUCUGGAGUAUCCGAUUGCCAAAAAUGCAUUUUUUGAAUACCCAUUUGGCUAGAAUGGAAUCUUUUCCGUUCCCUAAUUGCUUGAUUACAUGAAUUAUUGCAUUUGGGUAUUUUCUGAAACCUAAGAGAAAGCUUUGUUGCGAGGUUCUGAAUAAUGGGUAGAAGAGAAACACAAAUUUUGGAAGAUAGAAAAGAUGGGUUUUCCUCUGGUUCUCAACUGGGGUUUCAAUGGAGUCUCCAGGGUGGAAAUUUUCACCCUGGUGGUUUAUUUGCUAGUGUGGGUCAAAUGGGUAAUAUGGGCUUUGGAGUUUCACCAAAUUCACCCAAUUCCAGAGACAAUAAUGGUGGCUUUAAGCUUCCAUAUACUGAUUUAUAUGCGAAGUAUGUGUCGUCUCCAGAGGGUUUUAAGAUUGUGGGUGUUCCAGAAGAAGAAGGGGCUUUGAAGAAGAGAGGUGGGCUUAAAUUGAAGGUGAAGGUUGCAAACCCUUCAUUGAGGAGGUUGAUAAGUGGAGCGAUUGCGGGAGCAGUUUCUAGGACUGCUGUUGCUCCAUUGGAGACAAUUAGGACCCAUUUGAUGGUGGGCAGUAGUGGGCAUUCUACUACUGAGGUGUUCCAUGAUAUCAUGAAGACUGAUGGAUGGAAAGGAUUAUUUAGGGGUAAUCUGGUUAAUGUGAUCCGGGUUGCGCCAAGCAAAGCCAUAGAGCUAGCUGCUUAUGAUACAGUCAACAAGAACUUGUCACCCAAGCUUGGGGAAGAGCCCAAACUCCCUAUACCUGCAUCACUGGUUGCAGGGGCCUGUGCUGGAAUCAGCUCCACUCUGGUGACAUAUCCACUUGAAUUACUUAAGACUCGGUUAACCAUAGAGAGAGGAGUUUAUGAUGGUUUGUUUGAUGCAUUUAUUAAAAUAUUGCGAGAGGGGGGACCAGGGGAGCUCUACCGAGGUCUCACCCCUAGUCUAAUAGGGGUAAUACCAUAUGCUGCCACAAACUACUUUGCUUACGACACAUUAAGGAAGUCCUAUCGAAAAGUUUUCAAGCAAGAGAAAAUCGGCAACAUAGAAACUCUCUUGAUUGGAUCUGCCGCUGGUGCUAUAUCAAGUAGUGCGACUUUUCCACUUGAGGUGGCUCGCAAGCACAUGCAGGUGGGGGCUCUUAGUGGAAGACGAGUAUAUAAGAAUGUGCUUCAUGCUCUCACUAGCAUUCUUGAACAGGAAGGAAUCCAGGGUUUAUAUAAAGGCCUUGGCCCCAGCUGCAUGAAGUUGGUGCCUGCUGCUGGGAUUUCAUUCAUGUGCUAUGAAGCGUGCAAGAGGAUUUUGGUAGAGAAAGAUAAUGACGAUGAGUAGAAGAGUUUUUUCAAGAGAACAAGUGAUGGUGGGUUCACCGUUUGCUGCUGAUCAAGGAAACAAUCUUAUACACACAUCGAGUGAGUUUAUGUUGCAUCUUUCUUUUUCCCCUUAAUUUUUUUUGUGAGAUUCAGUAAUAGGAGCCUGGUUUUUUGAGGUUAGAACUGGAACAUUUUCAGAGAAACAUUAGAAGUCGCUUUGGUUUUUGUUUUCAUUGGUUAAACGACUAUCUUAACUGCUGUAACCCGGUUUAGAGGGACUUGCAUUACAAUCUAUUCGUAG